Sordaria macrospora k-hell is the source of this 2310-nucleotide messenger RNA. RefSeq lists its product as uncharacterized. Lineage: Eukaryota; Fungi; Ascomycota; Sordariomycetes; Sordariales; Sordariaceae. The record is from RefSeq and is a predicted model, not a curated record.
AUGGAAACUUCAGCUGAGUCCGCCCGGCCCCUCGCAUUGCUGCAGACAAUACCGUCGGAUGUACUCGAACUUUCGUCAAUCUGGCAACUCCUGCACGUCGAGCUCGUCCAACAGAUCCUUGACCACCUCAUCGAAGAUCUCCUUACCUGCUGCAAAGCCUCUGAGAUCUACUCGACCGCCGAAAAUUCUGCUAUCCUGGAGGAUGUCUGGUUCAACUUCCGACAUAAUGACCUCUUCAAAUCCCGGAAGUCACUUAUCGAGCGUCAUUUUCAUGAUCACUGGCUCAGCUGUGUGGAAGUCUCCAUUUACAUUGGCGGUCCAGGACAUAGCGGAUUCGAAUCCUGUUGCAGAUACACCCACGCCUCCCACGGGCACAAGUCUCUAGGUGUCUUACUUGAUCCUGAGCUGACUCCCAGCAACGACGGUAAUCCCGAGCUUGAGAAAGUCGUCUUCUGUCUCGCAGAGCUGAAUGCCACUCGCCGCGCUGACCUCGUUCGUAUGUGGGAUAAGGUCAUCAACGCGGGCGGAACUGAGUGCUACCCUCUUCAUAUUGCACCACCUCCGAACGGAGAUGGACAUCAUAGAUCUUUCAGCUCCACUGCACGGCGUCUGCUUGAAGACUGGGAGAUACUGGACGACGGUGAUCGCAUCAGGUUUCCCUGGAAGAAGUUGAUGACGAUGGUGCUCACCUACAUCAUGGGGCUAUGGAGGACAGAUGACAAGAAUGAAUCUACGGUGCCCCUGGGCACAUUGGAGUUAUGCAAUUUGGCAGUCAUUGCCGACGGAACUUGUGCGAGUCUCGACCACUUCAUCCAAGACAUCCUCGUCCCUUUUUAUCCCGGCUUCGAUCAAGAAGUAUUCCAAUCAGUCACAGGCAAGCCGAAGAUUGCCAUCGCCACCGCGGACCGCCUCUGCGAAAUCUCGGGAUCUCUCUGUCAAGAACCACUCUUCAUAUCCCAGAAGCGACUAAUCGAAAGACACUUCUUAACCAACUGGUCAACCCAAACGACCAUUUACCUCUUCCUUGACGACGCCUCAGACGAAUACAUGGAUCAGCACAGGAUGAAGUACUACCGCCGAUACUUGCACUUUCCCGACCUGGAGUUAACCUUUAACGACGGCAACGAUAAGGAUCCCAGCACCGAAAUAUGUCUAUCCUUACAUGUCGACCUUAUCCCUUAUGAAAAUGGCAACCUUGAGUCAGAAAAAGCCACCUUCUUCCUCCACGGCCCCAUCCUAGAAGUCUCCGACGUCGACUACUACCACGAAGAGUACGGUUUUGAUCCGCAGACUGUCUCCAACUUUGCCAGCGCCGUCCAUUUUGCCUGGGAUUUCGGCGCGGAGUCUCGAACUAGCGUGGACAUUCGUGGUCCUAAACAGGGGAAAGAUCAGACUUCGUUCAUUCGGGGUAAGGAUUGGUUCUUGCAUAACUCUACGAGACAUAGUGUCGAGUUGAAGGGUCUGGAGGUGCUAGAGGAUGGAAAGAGAAUUCGGUUUAGGUGGAGGGAGUUGGUGGAUGAUUUGGUGGAGAUGUUCGGUGAUCAUGAUGUCAUUGCCCAAAUGUGGACCAACAAACGGGUACUUUCACCGAUUUGGGGAGAGCUCCCUAUUGAACUCGUCCAGAAAAUCUUCAAUUCCCUCAUUGAAAGCUACAUCAGCGGCUGUUUCUUCGACGACAAAUGUACCUUCGACGAUGACGGACACCUUGUAGAGAUUUCCCCGAACUGGGCCUCCAUCGGCACUGCUAGGUCGCUCCAGGCCUGGGAGCUUCGCCACCAGACUCUCUUCAGGCGCCAGAGACAUCUUAUCGAGCGCCACUUCCAGGACGAAUGGCUGAGCAGGAUGACGCUCUACCUGUGCCUUGACGCCGAGUUUGACACUCCCUUUCUUCGCUACUUCCACUUUCCCGAGUCCGAAGAUUGCAUUCACACCAAAGUGAGGGUCAAACCCGACAAGAAGGCCACGUUCUUCCUCUACAGGCCUGAAUUGAGCGGGUUCGUCACCGAGGGAGACAUCACCCUGGAGGAAAUGAUGGAGGAUCUCGUCAACGCCUGGGACGAUUAUCGUGGACAGAGAACCACGAGUUACCUCAUUGUGGGAAUCCGUUCCAAGAGUCUGCAACGCGAGGAGAGAUACUGGAACCGGCUCAUGGACAUGUACAAUACGCCUAAGGGCGCUGUCAACCUGGAGGGAUUGGAGGUCUCUGAAGAUGGCAGGCAGAUCCGGUUCAACUGGGAGGAUUUCAUCACAGCCAUGGUGACUUGGCAACUCCACGAGUCAAUGAGGGCAGACUUGGCUGGGGAACUGUGA